Messenger RNA from Pseudophryne corroboree (corroboree frog), 1847 nucleotides. It is a transcript of the gene HOXA9, whose product is annotated as homeobox A9. Gene Ontology annotation, cellular component: nucleus. NCBI's taxonomy places the organism in Eukaryota, Metazoa, Chordata, Amphibia, Anura, Myobatrachidae. Gene Ontology annotation, biological process: embryonic skeletal system morphogenesis; anterior/posterior pattern specification; regulation of transcription by RNA polymerase II. Bases 80 to 862 code for a protein of 260 amino acids. Gene Ontology annotation, molecular function: RNA polymerase II cis-regulatory region sequence-specific DNA binding; DNA-binding transcription factor activity, RNA polymerase II-specific. The record is from RefSeq and is a predicted model, not a curated record. The transcript is spliced from 2 exons.
GUGACUGUACUUCUUUGUAGGACCAAGUUGUUACAUGAAAUCUGCAGUUUCAUAAUUUCAGGAGGUCGUUCUCUGCUCAAUGGCAAUGUCGACUUCUGGGACUCUGAGCAAUUAUUAUGUGGACUCUUUCAUAAUUCAGGAGGGGGAUGAUCUGGUGCAAUCUAGGUAUGCCUCUGGCUCCCUGACUCAGCCACCCAGGCAGGCAGCACUGGGAGAGCACCCUGAGUACACUCCUUGCAGCUUUCAGUCUAAAACUUCAGUGUUUGCCAGCCCCUGGAACGCAGUGCACCCUCAGGCUGGUAGUAAUACCGUUUACCACCCUUAUGUGCACCAUCAGGCACCGUUAACAGCCUCAGAUGGCAGGUAUAUGCGCUCUUGGCUGGAACCCAUGGCCGGAUCAUUGUCUUUCCCAGGCUUGCCAUCCAGCAGGCACUAUGGUAUUAAGCCUGAGCCGCUCUCAGGCAGGAGGGGGGACUGUACCACGUUUGAUGCUCACACUCUGUCUUUGUCUGAUUAUGCCAAUGGCUCUCCGGCUGACAGGGAAAAGCAAACUAACGACGGUGCAUUCGCUGCCAAUACUGGAGAAAACCUAACAAAUGGAGAGAAGCCUCCCAUAGACCCAAACAAUCCAGCUGCUAAUUGGCUGCAUGCAAGAUCCACGAGGAAAAAACGAUGCCCGUACACCAAGCACCAGACUCUGGAGCUAGAAAAGGAGUUUUUAUUUAAUAUGUACCUAACAAGGGACAGGAGAUAUGAGGUGGCCAGACUGCUCAACCUCACAGAGAGACAAGUUAAAAUUUGGUUCCAAAACAGGAGGAUGAAAAUGAAAAAAAUUAACAAGGACCGAUCCAAGGACGAUUAGAGAAGUGGUUGGAGGGGCUUCCCAAAUAAGCAAUGCUACUGUAUCCAGGCCUCAUUUUAUUUACCCUCUGACAAAAGUGUUUAUCUUGUUAACAAAACCCAGUACCACCACAGUUUUGGUGUACCAGUGCUGUCAAAGAGGUACUGUAUUCUUAAAUUAUUUCAUGAAUAAUUUAAAGGGGCAUUAGGGGUGGGCUGGCAUAGACUAAAAUCUACCUGUUCUAUUCUACAAAAAAAAAAAAAAAACAAAGGAAAAACUACCUUACCAUUGUGCACAACUAUAUACUGAUUGUAUAGCGGAGAUGUAGAUAUUAUUAUUAUUAUUAUUAUAAUUAUUAUUAUUAUUAUUAUUACUAUUAUUAUUUGCUUUUUGUGUGGCAGGAAGGUCUGCUGGUAUACUUGAAUCAUGUGUUUUGUUGUAGUUCAUCUAUCUGUGACGCGAUUUUUGUGCGUGGAUGUUGUACAAAACUGCAAUUGUUUAAACUAGGACUGAAUUGAACUCAGGUUGUUUAAUAUGAGACUAGAUUUAGAGUAUUCGCCUGUAAUGUUAAUUGAUGUUUCCCUAUAUUUAAGAAAGAUAACCUGUUAUUGUUAAAAGUAUUUCGGUUAUGUAGCAAUCAAAUUUUCCAACAAUCUAUAAUUAAGUAUACAACAAGGCAUACUCCGAAGUAUAGUACAUAUAGUCAAUAGUCCAGGAACAAAAAAUGUUGGGGACAAAAAUCCUGGAAUAUGGGAUUGUUUUGGCACCACAGAGCAGAUAUCAAUCUUAAUCUACAUAUAUAUAAAUUGAUAUACAUGGAGAGUUAAGGUUCUACUACCUAGAGCUUGUGUUAUGUCUUACUUGUUCCCUGUAUUGAAGCUACAUUUAUUAGGAAUAAUAAAUUAUACACAAGAAAGUAAAUUGGAUAUAUUUCUAUCUCUAAACAAUAAAAUAAGUAAUUUAUGCAGAACAUGCUCUUUAUAUUUUACAAUAAUUACCUCAUGGC